CCAGCAGUUCUUAGUAUAAGACCUGUACAGAAACAUCAGCCUUGAAAAUGUUUUGAUGAUUGUUGUGCGUAAAGAACUAAGCUGAUAAGGUGUGCUUUGGGUACACGUGCAGCAUUUUAUGUCACUACCAGACAGCUAGUCAAACAAAACAUUGAUGUGAUUUUCACCUAUCAGAAGGCAACAGGGUAGGGAGACUGGGCUGGGCUGAAAAUAAAUCUGAUGUUUAAAUGUUAACGGCUCUGCUUAUCUGUAAAACGAAACCAAUGGAUCACCUUUAAAGCAUUCACAUGGGCUCUACAUGUGAACAAACGUGACCUGUAACGACACAUUUUAGUAGGUUUGAGUGUUACGAAGUUUAUUUUGGCACUUUUUCUCCACAUGGUGGCCUGUUUGAAUGCCCCAGGAGGGACAGAGUGCUGGCAAGCAAAAAGCUGAAAGUAUUUCAAGCCUUAGGUUUCAGCUCAUGUGAAAAAGCACCCGUUGUAUCCCACAAUUUGUAGCCAAACAUCAUCAGGCUCAUCUCAUUUGAAUGGGUAUGACUCAGUACGAGUUCAUCUACUGUUGGCAGCGGUCUGGUUUACUCUUGAGCACAGAGGCAUGGGAGUUCUCUCAGUAAAAUCAUUAACUACCGUUGGCAGUGUACAUCAUCUGUGAUGUGCCAAGAGGAACAGUUUGUCACAUGUAACAGCAUGCUGGACUGGCUCAUUUCCAGACUCAACCCCCUUAUCAAGUGAAAACGCUGGAGACCCUUUACAGGAAACGGCCUCCUUAUCAGCUCCAGAGACUCCGUCCAUAUGCUGCUGCCUCAUUGGUUGAACUCAAGGUGGCCUCUUGUGCGCAGUUUGUUGAGGGGUGAUAUGUUGUUUGAACCCAUUACCUCAAAGGACAGUAAACGAGUAGCACAUUGGACAGUGUUAUUUAAGUGUCAAGAGGUUCCACGCUGUGAUCAGUUGUUAUUGUCAAUACCUAGGCUACCUGUUGAGGGUCAGUUGAAGAUCAGGAAGGGAGGAGUCAACUGUUUGAGAUUGAGAUUGAGAUGAGGAUGACGGAGAAAGAUGGGCUGCUGGUGAGAGGCAGAUUACUGUGGACUGAGUUGGAUACCGAGAGGUGGAGAUGAAGAGAUUACACUCUCUGGACAGCCAGACUGAGGAAGACACGAGCGAGCAGGAUGAGUCUCCAUUCCUCAGGCCCUCCUGGUCCUUGGCGGACACCAUGAACUAUGUGGGCCAGCUGGCAGGCCAGGUGCUGGUGACGGUGAAGGAGCUGUACAAGGGCAUCAACCAGGCCACCCUCUCUGGCUGCAUCGACGUGGUGGUGGUGCGGCAGAGGGAUGGCACCUACCAGUGCUCGCCCUUCCACGUGCGCUUUGGAAAGCUGGGUGUGCUGCGCUCCAAGGAGAAAGUGAUCGACAUCGAGGUCAAUGGCGAGCCGGUGGAGUUGCACAUGAAGCUGGGCGACAACGGGGAGGCCUUCUUCGUGCAGGAAACGGAGGAGCGGAACGAAGUCAUUCCGGCCCACCUGGCCACCUCGCCCAUCCCCACCGAGGGGCUCAUGUUCUGGAUGGGCGAAGGCCGCAUGUUGCCCCCGGGCAUGGAGGACGAUCCCGAGGAGGUGGACGACCCCCCGGAGGCUCCUGUCAGCAGCACCGUCUCGGUGAAGAAGAAGAGGAAGAGGAGGAAGAAGCACAAGGGUGACCCCAGGCGCGAGGAGCUGACCCCGCCGGCCUCCGUUGCCAACGUCCAGCCCAGUGAGGAGAUCUUUGAGAUGGACCUGAGCUCCGACGAGGAGACCCUCGCAGCCCACAGCGCCAGGUCUUCUUCAAUUAGCGUUAUACGUGAGGUGGAGCAAAAAUACCCUGCACACCAUUCUUUGGACAACUACCCCUAUUCCGACGGAGAUUGGACUACCUCAGACAGUCAUGGCCUAUCCCAGGCCUUCUCUCCGAAGAGUGACUCGGAGCUGAUGGUGCGGGCCUCAGAGAGCAUGCUCAGAGCGGAGUCGCACAUGCAGUGGACCUGGGGGGAGUUACCCGAACCAACACGGGCUCCCAAAAAGGAGAAAACCGAGCUGCCCAAAAUGGUCACCAUCACGCCCUCGGAGAACACGCACUUCCGGGUCAUCCUGAGCUCAGAGGCCAUGGACACCGAGGCUGAGGAGCAGGAUGGUGCCAGGGGUGGCAGGCAGGAGGACCAGGCCCCGGUGUGUGCCAUCGUCAAGCCCCAGCCCCGCACACCUGUGGCCCCCGUGGUCACCGUGGCUCCUGUGGUCACCGUGGCGCCCGACAGCGCCCUGACCCCCGACAGCUCCCUGGCCCCCGACAGCUCCCUGGCCCCCGACAGCGCCCUGGCCCCCGACAGCGCCCUGGCCCCCGACAGCGCCCUGACCCCCGACAACGCCCUGACCCCCGACAACGCCAUGACCCCCGCGGAGCUUGAGGAGGUCUCUGAGCACGACAUGAGCACCUCCACCCCCACAGAUGCUCAAGCUGCUGCCGCCGCCGCUGCCCAAAUGGCCGGGGACAUGGCCGACACCUCCAAGACUGACUCACCUUCCAAGAAAAAAGGAGUCCCAAAGAGGAGUCAACACCAGGGACCUGAAGAUAUCUACCUGGACGACUUGAAUGUACUUGAUGCAGAUGCUGUUGCUCGCUACUUUCCCAAGAGUGAGUCAGACCCAGGCUCUAAGCACUGGAUUGACUCCGAGAUGUGCUCCGGUUCCCAGUCGCCCCAGUCGGUGGGCAGCGCGGCGGCUGACAGUGGCACCGAGUGCCUCUCUGACUCAGCCGGCGAUUUGCCCGAUGUCACCCUGUCCCUGUGCGGGGGGCUCAGCGAGAACGCAGAGAUAUCCAAAGAAAAGUUUAUGGAGCAUAUUAUCACCUACAGUGAAUUUGCAGAAAAUCCUGCCAUAAUAGACAAUCCAAACCUGGUUGUAAAAAUUGCUAACAGAUACUACAACUGGACUUUAGCUGCUCCCUUGAUUCUGAGUUUGCAGGCUUUUCAGAAAACGCUGCCCAAGGCCACAGAGGAGGCUUGGGUGAAGGAGAGGAUGCCAAAGAAGUCUGGUCGCUGGUGGUUCUGGCGCAAGCGAGCCGACAGCACCAUCAAAACGUCGGAGAGCUCAGGCAAGCUGGAAUUGAAGGACUCUCAGCUUGAAGACGUUGGACCCUCCCAGGAUAGCCCAGCCCUACAGUCGCAGGAGCGGGACUCAUCCAGUGACGAGGAGGCCAAGGAGCUGACGGCCACUGCAGCGGCCUCUCUGGAGCGGAGUUCCCAGUCAGACGCCUCGGGACACCCCGUGGCACAUUCCUACAAGAAGUCCCUCCGCCUCUCCUCCAAGCAGAUCGCCAGUCUGAAGUUGAAGGAGGGUCCCAACGAUGUGACCUUCAGUAUCACCACGCAGUACCAGGGCACAUGCCGCUGUGAGGGCACCAUCUACCUGUGGAACUGGGAUGACAAAGUCAUCAUCUCCGACAUCGAUGGCACCAUCACCAAGUCGGACGUCUUUGGACAGAUCUUGCCACAGCUGGGAAAAGACUGGACUCACCAGGGCAUCGCCAAGCUGUACCAUUCUGUGGCGGAGAACGGGUACAAGUUCCUGUACUGCUCGGCGCGGGCCAUCGGCAUGGCGGACAUGACGCGGGGGUACCUGCAGUGGGUGAACGACGGGGGCACCAUCCUGCCUCGAGGGCCCCUCAUGCUCUCCCCCAGCAGCCUCUUCUCAGCCUUCCACAGGGAGGUGAUUGAGAAGAAGCCUGAGAUCUUUAAGAUCGAAUGCCUUACGGACAUCAAGAACCUGUUUCAGCACAAUAAGCACCCCUUCUACGCCGCCUUCGGAAACAGGACCAACGAUGUUUUUGCCUACAAGGAGGUGGGAGUGCCGGUGUGCAGGAUCUUCACCGUGAAUCCCAAGGGUGAACUCAUCCAGGAGCAGACCAAAGGCAACAAGUCCUCGUACAGCAGGCUGAGUGAACUGGUGGAGCACGUUUUCCCCCUGCUGAGCAAAGAACAAAGCUCCGCCUUCAUUUUCCCAGAAUUCAGCUCCUUCUGCUUCUGGAGACAGCCCCUGCCCGACAUCAACCCCGAAGAACUGCUCUCAUAGGCCGCCGCCGCGUUACCAUGACCACACCCAAUCCCUGCUGCUCUCAGCAGAGAGCCACAUCCAUUCCAUAGCCAAAGCCUCAGAGGAGUCGCUGCUAAGCAAAAGGGGGAACACAACGUCACUCAUCUGACAGCACGUUUAAGUGGACCCUUGAGAUAUGUGCUCCACCACUCAAAACCCGGCAGUCAUUCACUCGCUCACCCACCAGUAAGAGGCAGUAAGAGACUGAGCGCUGCACCGUGGCCCCCCGUGUGAAGGCCCAGGGGCCCCUGGCGGCGGGUUGUGGUGUGCCACGGCUCCUCCACGCCAUUAGCGGGCGUUUGGGCCGAGCCUGUAGUGUUCUGGCAGCUGACUGGUGUCUCUCAG
Molecule: messenger RNA, 4464 nt
Organism: Clupea harengus (Atlantic herring)
Lineage: Eukaryota; Metazoa; Chordata; Actinopteri; Clupeiformes; Clupeidae
Gene: lpin2
Product: lipin 2
Exons: 21
Coding region: 1114-4098 (994 amino acids)
Biological process (GO): fatty acid catabolic process; cellular response to insulin stimulus; positive regulation of transcription by RNA polymerase II
Cellular component (GO): nucleus; endoplasmic reticulum membrane; cytosol
Molecular function (GO): transcription coactivator activity; phosphatidate phosphatase activity
Source: RefSeq, a predicted model, not a curated record